Molecule: messenger RNA, 702 nt
Organism: Antrostomus carolinensis (chuck-will's-widow)
Lineage: Eukaryota; Metazoa; Chordata; Aves; Caprimulgiformes; Caprimulgidae
Product: vacuolar protein sorting-associated protein 13B-like
Exons: 5
Source: RefSeq, a predicted model, not a curated record
GCCUUAUCUCCAGCUUACGCACCAAAAGUUUUAGAAGCAGAAUAUUUUGCUAUUCUGUUUCAUCUAGAUGAUAAUGAUGGGUCUCAUGGGUCUGAGAAGACCAAGCGAGCUCAUGUCCCACUAACAGAAUGUAUAUUUGAACUUCCUAAUUUGACAGUUCAAGCAACUAGAGCUCAAACCCUUCUGCUUCAAACUAUUUAUCAGAGCUGGUGUCAUCCUGUUGGAAAUGUCAGUUCGGUGAUGGUAAAUGAAGUUUUACUGAAUGAGGUUUUCCAAACUUCAGGUGUGAAAUCUAAGAAUCCCCUGCCAACUCUUGAGGGCUCAAUCCAGAAUGUUGAAUUGAAGUACUGCGGCACAUCAUUGGUCAAAUGUGCCUCUGGGACCGUGGGAUCAAUAAAAAUUUGUGCCAAAGCCCCAGGUGAUGGCGGAAAAGAGAAGCUGAUUCCUUUGAUUCAAGGCCCUUCUGACACCAGAGACUUACACAGCAGUAAAUGGCUCAAUGAGAGUAGAAAGCCAGAAUCUCUCUUAGCUCCAGAUUUGGUAGCCUUUACAAUCCAAAUUCCACAGUAUAUGGACUACUGCCAUAACUCUGGUGCAGUCCUCUUGUCCAGUGUACAAGGAUUAGCAAUUAAUGUUGAUCCAGUCCUGUAUACUUGGCUUGUCUACCAACCUCAGAAACGAACUAGUAGACACAUUCAGCAG